AUGCAGCGGCAGCGCCCUGCUCACGAGCUUAGAAGACAAGCUGUCUUCAAGGGCAUUUUCCUGGCACUAGCUGCCGCCUUGCUUUUCCAGCGCCUGCGGCUUCUCGCAGCAUCGGGCAGCGCCGGUAGUGAGGGAAUCGAAACAAAUUCGAGCUUCAUUCUGCGACCGGGAGAUGACGGACAGAGACCGCCAGAGCGGCUGGACAGGCCGGACAAGGGCCGCCGGACAGCUGAGGCAGCAGCGUUGUCCGAACCUUUUCACAUCGUGGAGCUGCAGGAGGAAAACCGCCCUUGGCAAGUCCUCCGGCUUCUGGUGCCCCUGUCCCCGGAGGUGGCUUUGUGGUGGAACAACACAGAGGAUUUCGUCAUCAAAGCCACUCAGUGCGAGAAGCCGAUGAGCAGUGGAGGUCUCAACGACACUCGAGUGGAGUGCUUGCACCUGGAGGUGAGGAAUAACCGGUCCUUCAGCUACCACGGCCGAAAUGUGCAAGCCAUCGAGACUGAACUCGUGCUUCCAAAGAGCACCAUCGUGAAGGAUUGCAGAUUUGCAUGGGUGCCGGUCCGUGAAGAUCUUCCCGACGUUGGCGGGACCUUAUUGCGGGCUCUUCACCUCUCCUGCCCUGUCUCUCCAAACAGCUUGGAGGGAGGUGGUUUGCCAGGGAUGGUUGCGUUGUUCUUCUUCGGGUGGCUGUUGCUGCCGUGGCCGUUGUUGCUCCUGCCGACGACCAUCAUGUACACGGCGGCUCAGCCCAUCCUUUUGGGCCUAGCCCUUGGCAUGGCGAGCCUGACGCGAUGCCUCAGACGCCGGAGGAGGCUUUGGCGGCUCAGCAGCGUGGGCCGAAGGAUGGUGCCGGUCGAGGCUGCCUAUGGCGAGGGCGAACCCUGCUGCAUUUGCUUCGGUGCCGUAGAUGAGGCGAGCAUUUGCCUGCUUCCAUGCCGGCACACUUUGCACAAGAGCUGCUAUCGAAGUUGGGUCGGUGCGGAUUCGUACCCAUCGAGAGAUUUGAUUUGUCCCAUUUGUCGCCGAAAGGUGACAGGUGUAGGAAAGUUAGUUUAA
This is a messenger RNA of Symbiodinium sp. CCMP2592, 1056 nucleotides long. Lineage: Eukaryota; Dinophyceae; Suessiales; Symbiodiniaceae. The record is from the annotation of a GenBank genome assembly.